CUUUCUUUUUCUCUUCUUUCUCUCUCUUCUCUCUGGAGACAGUACUUGGUUCUGUCCGGCGUUAAAGCUUCGGUGGUGGUGUCUGACUUCUGAGAGAAGAAGAAAGACGAAGAAGAAGAAGCUGAGUCACGUUAGAUUCAGCUUACGAGGAAGUGAUGUCUCAUUCUAGAAGACUUUCGUUGGAACCUGCUAUAGAUUCAAUCACAGGUCGAUUUCGUGAUUUACAGAGAAACGAUGACGUCAACAAACCUGAUUUUCGAGAACUCGAUCUGGGUUCUCCUGUUUCUACCUUAAUGCCACGUGGCUCUGCUUCUUCUUCCGCCGCUGCGACUCCUACUAGCAGCUCUGGUUCUUCAGGCUCUGCUUCUGGUAAACCGUCGGUGAGUUCUCAGAUGGGUAAGCGGUUAGAGAAUGGUUACAGGAGUCACUCUGGUGAGCUUUCUAGCCCCGGAUCCGGAAUGCCGACGACCCGGAAUCUUAAACCGGGUCAUAGAAGAUCCUCCUCUACUGGAACGCCGUUGAUCUUCUCUGGCUCUAGCUUUACCUCAGCAACGAGUCACAGCUCGCCGCAAGGAGGUGGUAGCGGUGCUACGUCGGCAGUGUCGCCGAAUCCCGGCGUUUUACCGGCGGGAAACAUUUGUCCCUCGGGUCGGAUCUUGAAAACAGGAAUGGCGUCUCGGACCUCAAGUAGGACUGAGACUCUGUGCACAGGAACUGGAAAUUACGGACAUGGAAACGUUGUACGAAGUGGCGGAGGAGGAAGCAGCGGAAAGGCGGUGAGAGCGGCGGAGAACGGAGAAAAUCCGGAGGAGUUGAAGAGAAUGGGGAAUGAUAUGUAUAGGAGAGGGAAUUUCUCUGAAGCUCUGUCGCUUUACGACAGAGCAAUUUCGAUUUCACCGGAAAAUGCAGCUUACAGAAGCAACCGUGCGGCAGCGUUAACGGCGUUAAGACGGUUAAAAGAAGCCGUUAAAGAAUGUCUUGAAGCUGUUAGGCUUGAUCCUUCUUACUCCAGAGCUCACCAAAGACUUGCUUCUCUCUAUCUCAGAUUGGGAGAAGCUGAGAAUGCAAGACGUCAUAUUUGUUUUUCCGGGCAAUGUCCGGAUCAAGCUGAUCUCCAACGGCUGCAAACACUGGAGAAGCAUCUCCGGCGAUGCUGGGAGGCUCGAAAGAUUGGAGAUUGGAAAACCGCGAUUAAGGAAACCGAUGCAGCCAUUGCAAACGGUGCCGAUUCGGCUCCUCAGCUUGUAGCUUGUAAAGCAGAAGCCUUUUUGCGUCUUAACCAAAUAGAGGAUUCAGAUUUUUGUCUAUCUUGCAUUCCAAGAUUGGAUCAUCAUUACCAUUCUCAACCGCAGGCGAAACUCUUUGGUAUGGUAGUUGAAGCUUAUGUGCUCUGUAUCCAAUCUCAAGUUUAUAUGGCAUUAGGAAGAUUUGAGAAUGCGGUUGUAAAGGCAGAGAGAGCUGCGAUGCUCGAUCAGACCAAUCCUGAGGUAGCAUCAGUUUUAAACAAUGUGAAGAUGGUUGUGCGGGCACGUACUCGUGGUAAUGAGUUGUUCAGUUCGGGGAGAUUCUUGGAAGCGAGUGUUGCUUAUGGAGACGGUCUCAAGCACGAUGAAUCCAAUUCGGUUUUGUACUGCAACAGAGCAGCGUGUUGGUAUAAGCUCGGUUUGUGGGAGAAAUCUGUUGAAGAUUGUAACCAUGCGCUCAAAAUCCAGCCUAGUUACAUCAAGGCACUUCUACGAAGGGCUGCUUCAUAUGGAAAGCUUGGUCGGUGGGAGGAUGCAGUCAAAGAUUAUGAGUUCUUGAGAAGGGAACUUCCAGGAGACAGCGAAGUUGCAGAGUCUCUAGAGAGAGCGAAAACCGUGCUAAUGAACAGAAGCCAAGAAUCUAAAAGCCUAGGUUUCAAUAAUGAAGUUGAAGCGGUUUCGACUUUGGAUAAGUUCAAGAGCUCGCUAGCACUUCCCGGUGUCACUGUAUUUCAUUUCAAAUCAUCAUCAAACCGGCAAUGCGAAGAAAUUUCUCCUUUCAUCAACACUUUAUGUCUCCGGUAUCCAUUAGUACACUUCUUUAAGGUGGAUGUGGAAGAGAGCAUGGCAUUGGCGAAAGCAGAGAGUAUCAGGAAAGUUCCGACAUUUAAGAUGUACAAGAAUGGAGAUAAAGUGAAGGAGAUGGUUUGUCCGAGCCAUCAGUUUCUAGAGGACUCUAUAAAGCAUUUCCUCUUAUAACUGAAAAAGCCCUAUCAUCGUUCUCUGCAUCCCUAUGAUCCGAUCGGAAGAGCCUAUUCAAAUACUCAGAAAGUAAUCUUUGUUAAAGAUGGGAAAGAGCUAUUCUGUCAAAUUCAACAAACUAUUCAUUCUUUU
Arabidopsis arenosa is the source of this 2357-nucleotide messenger RNA. The record is from the annotation of a GenBank genome assembly. Lineage: Eukaryota; Viridiplantae; Streptophyta; Magnoliopsida; Brassicales; Brassicaceae.